GAGCUCUCAACUGUCGCAUUUUCUCUAUAAUUAUUUUUUAUAGAGGUUUAUGUCGUCGUGUUGUCUCGGCCAACCAUGUCGACUCACAGAGAAGGCGUCAAUCCUUUGAGGCCGUACUACAUCCCUCCCACAAUUGGAGAAGCCGCCGAGACAGUCAAUAAGUCGAGCCCUAGCCCAAACCCAUUCCCCGAUGGACGACAUGUGACUGCAGCUGGUGAAAGAUAUGCCUCCAAAGCACGCGAUAUUCUCUCCGACCUCGAAUACAAUGAUUAUCUAGGCGAUACCUCCCCGUCUAUGGUCCAGAAUGUCAAGGACCUUAUCGACGAGCUGCUAUGGAAGUACACCUCAGUGCUCAUGGCCCAACCUUUCGAGGUGGCAAAGACAUUGCUUCAGGUCCGGAACCAGGAUGAAAAUGCUGUAUACGAAACUCCUGUUGAGCCGGAGACGCCUAAGAGACAGCCCUCUUUUCAUGGAAGCUCUAUGUACGGCGGUUUCGGAGACUCAGAUUCUGAAGGCGAGGAACCUGCCUAUUUCACAUCUCACGUACCAUCGACUCCCAGUCCUUCGACUCCUAGAAGCUCGCACGGUCGACGAGCUCCCUCUCCUGUUAAGAAACCGAAUGUUCCGGAACAUUACCUCACACUUCGCCGACCAGAUUCGAUUCUUGAAGUGAUCGGGCAGCUAUGGGGAAAAGAAGGUGCUUGGGGUGUAUGGAAGGGAUCAAAUGCAACAUUUCUCUAUACGGUGUUGCAGUCGCUGCUGGAAAACUGGGGUAGAAGUUUUCUCAGUGCGAUUUUCAAUGUCCCGGACAUGGGCGUUAGAGAGGACAUUGAUCGCAUGAUCGAUAUCGCCUCGCCGUAUCCUUGGGCGUCGCUCUUUGUUGCCGCGACUGCUGCCGUGGCUACAGGACUCGCUCUCUCACCAUUAGACUUGGUGCGAACUAGACUUAUCGUCACUCCGAGCUCAAACGGCCAGCGCAGGACGCUAGCCACCCUCAGAAACCUCCCCUCAUACCUCUGCUCGUCGAUGCUAGUAUUGCCAACCGUCCUCAACUCAUUGAUCCAUCCUCUUAUCACUCUCUCAACACCCCUGGUUCUCCGAACUCAGUUCAUGAUCGACAGCCAGGUCUCGCCAAUGACCUUUUCUAUCGCCAAAUUUGUCGCCUCAUCAUCUGCAAUCCUGCUCAAGCUUCCUAUUGAGACUGUCCUUCGACGUGGUCAGGUUUCGGUUCUGUCAAGCCACGAAUAUGUGCAAGCACUUAGCGGUCCUGACCAACAAUUCACAACUAUUGUCCCCCCAGGACGUUAUGAAGGCACUUUUGGCACCAUGUUCCAUAUCGUGAACGAAGAGGGAACUCACGAGGUCGCCAGCACGAAACCAGCCGUAGCAAAGAAAGGCAAGGCUAAGACUAAGGGUGUUGCCGCCACAGUCUACAAGGGCCAGGGUCGCGAGGGACUCUGGAGAGGCUGGAAGGUCAACUGGUGGGGACUUGUUGGUCUUUGGACUGCCAGCGUGGUUGGCCAUGGCGGGGAAGGCGAGUUCUAAGACGGCACAAUGAUGAAUGUUUGUGGUGUAUGCACUGAGGUGCAUUUUCCUGGCAUGGCGUUGCGGUUGGGAUGUAUCUCUCCCCUACGAGCUUGACGAAGAGACGGCAUGAUAUCCACCUCCAUCUUUCUAAAAAUGGUGUAAAAUGACAAAAGGGGUUGUUUUCUAG
Fusarium oxysporum Fo47 is the source of this 1714-nucleotide messenger RNA. RefSeq names its product mitofusin complex protein UGO1. The transcript is spliced from 3 exons. Bases 76 to 1545 code for a protein of 489 amino acids. NCBI's taxonomy places the organism in Eukaryota, Fungi, Ascomycota, Sordariomycetes, Hypocreales, Nectriaceae. The record is from RefSeq and is a predicted model, not a curated record.